Messenger RNA from Antechinus flavipes (yellow-footed antechinus), 4700 nucleotides. It is a transcript of the gene TAF4B, whose product is annotated as TATA-box binding protein associated factor 4b. The transcript has 15 exons. The record is from RefSeq and is a predicted model, not a curated record. NCBI's taxonomy places the organism in Eukaryota, Metazoa, Chordata, Mammalia, Dasyuromorphia, Dasyuridae. Gene Ontology annotation, molecular function: RNA polymerase II general transcription initiation factor activity; DNA binding; protein heterodimerization activity. The coding region runs from base 1 to 2937 and encodes 978 amino acids. Gene Ontology annotation, cellular component: transcription factor TFIID complex. Gene Ontology annotation, biological process: transcription initiation at RNA polymerase II promoter; DNA-templated transcription.
AUGAGCAGCAGCCCUGCGGCUGCCGCUGCAGCUGCAGCUGCCUCGGUCAGGGGGAUGCCCGCCGGCCUUUCUGAACAAGGUGCCGGUGCCGCCGCCGUCGCUACCGCUUCCUCUCCGACGGGUCUCAGCGUCCCCGGGACGGUGACCAUGGCCCCAGCUCUUUUGACCAAUGGGAGUGUCCAAAGCCAUCUCCCUCCGGCCGCCGGCAGCGCGCUCCCGUCAUCGCUGAGGAGCACCCCGGUGCCCCUGAACACCAAGGCCCCCAUAAAUCUCAACCUGGUGACCGCAGCAUCCCAACCGCUGGUAAAGACGGCCCCUUUGGGGGCCCUAGUGACCAAACUGGCCACUGUCAAUACUGUUCCCAAAGCCAACAGUGGUCCCAGGCUGCCCGCUCCCCAAAUUGUGACCGCGAAAGCCCCCAACACAACUACGAUCCAAUUGCCUGCCAAUUUCCAGCUCUCACCUGGAACUGUUUUAAUAAGAAGUAACAGUGGUCAGCUGAUGUUGGUGUCUCAACAAGCUUUAGCUCAAGCUGAAACGCCAAGCCCUAUGAAUGUAAGAACAGCAGUACCAUCAAGUACUCAUGCAGUCAAAAUUUGCACUGUGCCGAAUUCUGGUACACAGUUAAUUAAGAAAGUAGCAGUGGCUCCAGUCAAAACAGUGACUCCAGUCAGGGCAGUGACCUCUGUCAAAGCAGUGGCUCCAGUAAAGGCAGUGACACCCGUUAAAGCAGUUGCUGCCCCUGUGAAAACUGUGGCACAGUUAGGAAGUACUGUGGUAACUUCCCUCCCAAAACCUUCCAUAGUACAGACUGUGACUACACCAGCCAGUGUUGUCACAGUUACCCCAGUAAAACCAUUGAAUACUGUAACUCCCCUGAAGCCUUCAGUCAUCGCAACACCAGCAACCCCCUCACAAGAGAGCACCCAGAAAGUUGAGACUCCAUCAGCUGUACAAACUAGUAUCUCUGUGGAAAUGCUAGAGAAUGUGACAAAAUGCAAAAACUUUCUUGCAAUGUUGAUAAAACUAGCAUGUGGUGGGUCUCAGUCCCCAGAAAUGGGACAGAAUGUGAAGAAGCUUGUGGAAAAUCUCUUGGAUGCAAAAAUUGAACCAGAGGAAUUUACCAAAAAGUUGUACAUUGAACUCAAGUCCUCACCUCAACCGCAUCUUGUCCCUUUUCUAAAGAAAAGUGUGACUGCCUUACGACAGCUAAUGCCCAGCUCCCAGAGCUUCAUUGAGCAGUGUGUCCAGCAAACUCCUUCACAGGUCGUCAUUCCUACAUGUGCUACAGUCACUCAUCCUCCUCCUGUAGUGACGACAGCUGUUUCUUCCGUCCACACGGAAAAGCCCGCCCAUGUUUCCACAGCACCAACAGUGGGCACUGUCUCCAUUCAGACUUCGAGUCCUGUGGCUGGUACUGGAGGCAUUGGAGUUGUCGCUCUUCGCUCUGGAAGUCCUGUUAUUGGAGCUGGAGGACCCACAGUCGGAGCUGUUGCUGUCCACCCCAUAAAUCCAGCUUCUGUCCCAGGAGGUGUGACUAGCAAGGCUGUCACGCUCCAUUCUGUAAGUUCAACCACCAGUCCAGCAGGAGUAACAGCUGGAACUGUCUUCCUUCAACAUGCAAAGCCUCUUGUGACCUGUGGUGCUACUACAGUAGCAACUGUUUCACUGCAGCCUGAAAAACCCCUCAUCCCUGGGGCAGCAGUAACGCUGUCACUUCCACCAACAAAACCCACUGUGACUUCUGGAGAAGUUGUGGGGCCAUCCAUUUCUCUUCCACCUUCAAAGUCAGUUGUGAAUUCUGGAAUAGCCACAUCUGCCUCUGUAAAGCCUGUCAUUGGGCCUCCUAUUCAUAUCAAACUUACACAACCUGGCUCCUUCCUUUCACAACCAGCCAGUGCUCCACAAACUCUGAAAGUCAAACAGUUAGUAGUACAGCAGCCUUCUGGAGGCAUUGUCAAACAAGUGACUGCCCUACCACAUUCUUCCGCCCUGACUACUCAGAAAUCUGGACAAAAGAGGAUGCCCUUGAAUACACUAAUACAAACAAAUCAGUUUCCUACAGCUUCCAUACUAAAGCAAAUUACCCUGCCAGGAAAUAAAAUUGUGUCGCUUCAAGCACCUGCUGUUCAAAAAAACAAAAUAAAAGAGAAUGGAACAACAUCCUUCAGAGAUGAAGAUGACAUCAAUGACGUCACUUCCAUGGCAGGAGUCAACCUCAGUGAAGAAAACGCCUGCAUCUUAGCAGCAAAUUCUGAAUUGGUCGGCACACUGACCCGUUCUCAUAAAGAAGAACCAUUCCUUUUUACGGGAGCUCUCCAAAAGAGAAUUUUAGACAUUGGUAAAAGGCAUGACAUUAUGGAACUUAACUCUGAUGUUGUGAACUUGAUCUCCCAUGCUACACAGGAGCGAUUACGAGGCCUUAUAGAAAAACUGACUAUAAUUGCUCAACAUCGAAUGACAACCUGCAAGGAAAGUGAAAAUUAUGUCAUGUCUAGUGAUACCAGAUCACAGCUUAGAUUUCUUGAGAAGCUGGAUCACAUUGAAAAGCAACGAAAGGAUGAAGAAGAACGAGAGAUGUUGCUCAGAGCAGCUAAGAGUCGUUCUAAUAAAGAAGAUCCAGAGCAGCUGCGAUUAAAGCAGAAAGCCAAAGAGAUGCAGCAGUUAGAAUUGGCACAGAUGCAGCAAAGAGAUGCCAAUAUCACAGCCCUUGCAGCCAUUGGACCAAGGAAGAAGAGACCACUGGACUCUGUUGGAUCUGGAGUUGAGGGUAUAAAUGGCAAUACCUUUGCCCCAGGGUCAUCCAGCCUGACUGUCACCAGGCAAUUAUUUCGCCCAAGAAUAACUCGAGUUUGCCUCAGGGAUUUGAUAUUCUACAUGGAACAAGAAAAAGGGAUGAAAUACUCUCGAGCCCUCUACCAUGCUCUUUUGAAGUGACCGCUACUCCUUUCAUCCAGACCCUUGCUACGUACUGCCAAAGAAGAUGCCAAAAGCAUUGUGUCCCUGUCGAUGCCAUGAAUGGUCAUUUCCAGAAGACAACCACAAUUGAGGAUAAUCUUUGUUUACUUUUGUGCUUUUAUUGAAUACUUAUCUAAGCACCUGUAGAGUUUUUAAUAAAUACAGUUCAGCUUUGUCUUCUGUUCCAUUGGUGAGUUGUAGGUGUGCAUUGAAAUAGGUACCCACCUACCUAUUUGUUUAACUCUUACCUGCAAGCCAAGAAUCUGUCUGCUGCUACUUGCUUCCUUAGCAAAAACCAAGUUUGUUCUAUGUGUAGUGCCUUUCCCUAAUCCACAUUUAAUUUGGAGAUGGUGGGAAAGAAAGGAAAAGGAACAUCUUGUGGUGAUGCUAUGCAUAAAAAAAUUUACUUAAUCCUGAGCAGUAUUGAAUCGCUAUGUUAAUAUGUAUAUGUAACAUACCUGGCUCAGGUGAAGUUCAGAGUUCCUUGAGUUGCCCUUAGUAGUGCUAAGCUAAAAUCAGAAGCCAUGUCAUACAGCUUAAAGGUGGCAGUAAGCAAACCACGAAUGACUUGGGUUUGUGGUCUCCCAGAGAUGUCAAAACAGAGACAAAUGGGGAUUGUUUAUGCCUGAGGUCACUGUUCUCCAGCUCACACCAUCACUGCUGUGUUUUCGAGGUAAGGGGACAUCCUUGUCAAGAAAACCUUGAAAUCAAAGCUGCUAAAAUACCUCAUUGGGAAAGAAAAAACGCAGGGGGUAUUGUAAGUAAUGGCAGAGGCACUGAAUUCAAACAGAAAGAAGGGAAAUGAAAAUGGGAUAAUAAAACAAAACAUACUAUACGAGCCCAAAGGGAAAAACUGAGUCUCCAAAGUAACUUGCAUGUGUUCUUCUGGAGGAAAAGGAAAAAAAAAAAACAAAAAAAAAACACAUGUAACCUACAUACAAAAGAAAAUAUAACCAGCAUUUCCACAGUAUACUCUGUCCAGAAGAAGGUUGGUUGGUUUGUUUUACCUUAAGAGAGAAUGGUUCUUGUAAGUCAUUCUCUCUCCACUGUCGUCUUCAUCUUCCUGAAUUUAAAGCCUCUUAAUACAUCAGAAGUCAUCUUUGGUGAUGAGUGAGAAGAAGAAACCAAUGAAUAGAGGACCCAAUUUUGACAUCUGUAUACUUGAAAGAUUGAUUCCAGUAAUUCAACAGCAUGGCCACAUUUCAGAAGGAUCUUUGCUUAGCAAUUGACAUGUAUUUAAAUAGCCAUGGGACUUGUUCCUUCUUUGCAAAGUAAAACUCUGCUUUUUUUGUCUUGGAAUUUCAUCUUCCCAGUUCACCACAACUGAAUGUGACUGGCACGCACUCGUAGGAAAGUAACACUUCUGACUGAUUAGAGUCACAUGAGAAAGAGAAUGGGCUCCCUUGGAAUGUUUAAAAUGUGAAGUGCCAGGGACUCCUAGAAAAAUGAUUCCAGAAAUAAAGCUCAAAGCUGUGUUACUUUUUAAUUCCAUCUCUCCCAAUUGGGAUUGUUGCAGCCGUGUACUGCAUUGUAGUGAGUUUCAAAUUGGUCACAUUUUUUGUUUCAGCAAGUUAGUAAAGAAAUGCUGUAAAUUAUGUAAAGAAACAUGUAAAAAAGGCAAUUCUUUGAGGUAAAAAACAAACAAACCUAUAUUUGCAAGAUACUGACUGACCACAUCUGAAGUUGUUUUGUAUAAUUAAAUGCUUGGCUUUACUUUUUUUGUAAAGUGUAGCAUUUUCCCA